CGUGGGGGCGUAAGCGUGCGGGGCGGACCCUGCCUGCUCUCGGGAGGCGGCAGGUUGUAGUUUUUGUUUUGCCCUCGACCCCUCUGGCUCUGGGUCCCGGGGGCCCAGGAGGAGGACCGGCUACAGCCGCGGUCCCUGAGCGUCUGCGCCCUAGUUUGUCCCGGAGACCGAAAGGAAGGGCUGGGGGUGGACGGUGCUUGGGAAGCCGCUGUGACCAGGCGCGAGGCCAGGGCCAGAGCAUGGGGGCCGGAGUCUCCGGGCCGGGCCCUGCCCCUCGCUGUGUUCUCUGCCGCUGGGCGGGCCUCGAAGCCUUGAACCGGGCCCCCGCCCACGGCCGCCCCGGGUUGGCAGCAGCAUGAGCCGCCCCGUCGUCUAGAGUUGCCUCCGCCUCCUCCAUCCCCAUCACUCCCCACUCCUGGUCCCCGCCCCCGCCCCCCCCCCCCCACCCCCCGCGUCCUGAGGUGAAUGGGAGCCCAGAGCUGAGGCCCGGCACCUGCCCCCCGCCAUGGCUCAGGAGAAGAUGGAGCUGGACCUGGAGCUGCCACCAGGUACUGACGGGGGCGGCUUGCGGAGGUCCAACAGCGCUCCGCUCAUCCAUGGGCUCAGUGAUAAUUCACAAAUAUUCCAGGCUGAUAUGUUAAGAACCAGAAGAAACAGUACUACAUUUUUAAACCGGCACAACCUGCUGCUACCAUCUUCCCCUCUUCGAAUACCUAGUAGCCGGAUCCAUCAGCUCAAACAGGAAGAAGGGAUGGAUAUGCUAAACAGAGAAACUGUGCACGAACGAGAAGUUCAGACUGCAAUGCAAAUAAGCCAGACAUGGGAAGAAAGUCUAACUUUGAAUGAUAACGAUGGAGAGAAGUCAUCAUCCCCAAGGCGUGUUGAUUUUAUUCCAGUUUCUCCUGCUCCUUCACCUACCAGGGGAAUUGGAAAGCAAUGCUAUUCGCCUUCAUUACAGACUUUUGUUGCCAGCAAUGGGAUGCCCCCUAGUCCUAUUCCCAGCCCGACUAGACGUUUUACCACCAGGAGGAGUCAGAGUCCUAUCAACUGUAUCAGACCGAGUGUGCUUGGACCCAUAAAGAGAAAAGGUGAAAUAGAAAAUGAAGAUCAACCAAAGAGAUUUUUUCAAGGAACCAGUAGUAAUCUGCUUUCACCUGAUGUGCCAUCGGCUCCUGAUACAUGUCUGUCUUCAGAUGCUCUUGAUGGAAACCACAGCAGUGCUGGAUCUUCUUGUAACUCACCAGCUAAAGUCAGCACUACCACCGACUCUCCUGUGUCACCCUCUGACUCGGGCUCUCCAUUUAUCUCUGUAGCUGAGCUUUCAUCUAAGUGAUUCAUCACUCCAAGAUUUGUUUUUCUGUUGGAGAGAAAAAUCCAGUUGGAGCAAUAAUAUAGAAUUGUAUCGCGCGAUUUGGGCUAUUUCCUCUCUUAUAUUUUUCCCCUUAGGAAUAUCCAGAAGUAUUGUUAUUCUAGAGAACUUCCACAUCUAGUUCCUGAGGAUAAGCUUAAAUUCAACAUAGUAAUCUUUCGAAAAAUAUCUUCUAAAAAAGUAGUAUGUUGAAGCGAUAAACAUACAUCUUUUAAGCUGCUAAUAUAUAUAUCUAUGUUGCCCCUUGAUUAAUUUUUUUCAAUAAUUGAAAGCGCUGUUUAUUUAUGGGAAUAGUGAGUUCUGAUAAAGUAUAAUUGUUAAAACAGUAUCACAAACUGAUGUUUGAAAAUGACACUUUGUGCCCACACUAGUUCUUAAUAGUUUCAGUAAUUGCUAGCCUUCACUUAAAAAAGAAACAUAACCAAGCUAUCAACAGCUAUUUUUUGAAGUAUGCUUAUUAUAACAUACUAAUCUUAUGAUUGUCUGUUUUACACAGGAAUCCAGAGAUAUUUGCUUUGUUUUGGGAAGAGAAAGGGAUAGUAGAAGGAGGAAAAAAUCCUAAAUGAAUAGCAAAAGCAAAAUGCUUAAUUGGGGCUUUGGGCCAGUAUUCAACUUGUGUUUUAUCUUGAUCAAUUUUAUAUUUAGAUGUGAAGGAAAAGUCAGUGUUGCUUAGUUGUAGCCUUAUGCAUUUUUGUAAAUUCCUUUUUAUUUCUAAUUAUGACUGCUGAUUUGAUUAAAUAUGGUUCCUACAUGUAGUAGAUUUUCUGUCAGACUUACCUACUUUCUUUUACUCCCUAAAUAACUGUAAAUAUAUUUUUUUUAACUCCAACUGUUUUGCUAUCUAAAAAUCUUUUAAGGGAUUAAAAAAAAAUUAGAAAUAGAAUAGCCCUAGCAGAGUGUUAAGUUUUAAAACCUGAAAUAAGUGCUUUAAACAAUUGGGGAUAGUUAGCAUACUGUGUAAAUUUAGAAAGGGAAUUUUCCAAUUUUAAGUAGAGAGUAGAUUGAAAUGGACUUAGUUAAUCAGUUAAGAACAGUCCUUAUAAAACACAUUUCCUUUUCAAAGGAGAUACUAGAGCAGUGAUUUAGCUGUAUUCUCAAAUGGGAAAAGACACAGGUACAGAGGACUGUGUUGCAAAAGCCUUGAAGGCCUUCUCCGUAAGAGAUUGUCUCGGUCUAUGGAUAAAUAUCACCACACACUCCCAAGUAUGCACCAUUCAUCAUGAUCGACUUCUGAGAAGGGAAUAGAAUUCUCCUGAUGAACAGCUGUGAGUCAGUGGGACUGGUGGUAUAAUCUUAGUUACGCUUUAGCUUCUUUAUUCCCUAGAUCUUAGGCUUAUUAGAGAAAGAAAAAGAGGUUAGAGGGAUUUUACUGCGACUGGAUGUGGUAGCAAUUCUGUACCUUAUCCUCAGCUUCCCCCCCCCCAAAAAAAAAGUUGUCAGUCAACAAAGACAGAAAAGGUUCUACAGCAAUGAUGCAUUUGCACAGACUCUGGGUGAGGAUAGUAUGUUCCAAAAGAAAAACCACUGAAGACAGAUGAAGUGAACUUUCAGGGGGAAAACACUGCUAUCAGAAAUCUUGUAUAAAUUCAUAUGCUAAGUAAUACAUUAGUAUGUACUUAUAUAUGUAGGGGGUACCAAUAAUUGGACCCCUCUAGGAAAGGGUUUGCUUUGGUAAUCAUAGCCCUGCUUAACUCAGACAACUGUUCACUCUCUUCAAGUUAGUUUAGACUUCUAUAUCAUAUACUAGAAUAACGUAACUCACUACAGUAUGCUUGGUGUGGCAUUUGUGAAUACUGUUAUUGGCUUUUCAUUCUUGAUUAAUCAUUGCAACUGUUGCCUUUUGAGCUUAUGUAAUGGAAGGAGCUUGUUUUUCUCUCUAUAAAAGACUUUCUUUCCCUCUCUUGGUAUUCAACCCCAAAGAAUUGCUUAACUUUUCCAUGCUGUUUUUGUGGUUGGUUCCUUUUGCGUGUGGUAAGGCUGUAGUUUAUCUUAAACAUGCCAAAGACCUGUCACAUCAUUCUUCUGUAGGGAAGACUGAUUCUGGGGGGUUUGACUUUGCUUGUCUCAUUUUUUCCUGAAUGAGUCUCUUAUUGUCUAACCUAGAACUCAUCUUAAAAGAUGCAAGAACAAGAGCUAGUUGUGCUGUGUAUGUGUUGCUGUGUCCUCUUUCUGUUGUAUUUAUGCUAGUUUUCAAAAUGCUAAUAAAAAUUAAAAUGAAAGAGAAA
Antechinus flavipes (yellow-footed antechinus) is the source of this 3594-nucleotide messenger RNA. RefSeq names its product PPP2R1A-PPP2R2A-interacting phosphatase regulator 1-like. Gene Ontology annotation, molecular function: protein serine/threonine phosphatase inhibitor activity. The record is from RefSeq and is a predicted model, not a curated record. Gene Ontology annotation, cellular component: cytoplasm; nucleus. Bases 506 to 1333 code for a protein of 275 amino acids. Lineage: Eukaryota; Metazoa; Chordata; Mammalia; Dasyuromorphia; Dasyuridae. The transcript is spliced from 10 exons. Gene Ontology annotation, biological process: mitotic G2/M transition checkpoint.